AUGCUCUCGCAGACUUCAGACAGUCCACUCUCCAGCGAGACGAGUGCUCGCGCAGUAUUGUCGCUUGUUGGGGCCUUUCUGGCGCUAUUCUGCUCUGUUGGCAUCGCCAAUGCCUUUGGUGUCUUCCAAGCAUACUACAUCGAGCAUCAGCUGGCCGACCGUUCCGACUUUGACAUAUCCUGGAUUGGUUCCCUCGCCCUCGGCAUCAUGUUCGCCAACGCCCCGCUCGUGGGUAUUCUGGUUGACCGUGUUGGUGCUACGAUACUGCUCAUAUCUGGAAGUACAGGUCUGCUCCUCAGCGUAUUCAUGACCUCCCUCGCCUCCAAGUACUACCACUUCAUCCUCGCUCAGGCUGUCCUACAAGGCCUUAGCAUGUCCUUUGUAAUGUUUCCUGCCAUCGCCAUCAUUUCGAAGAACUUUCACAAAAAUCGAGGUCUGGCUCUCGGAAUAACCAUAGGUGGUUCGUCCAUCGGAGGGCUGAUCUGGCCCAUUGUGUUGGACGAGCUCCUCAACCAAGACGCCGUGAGUUUUGGCUGGACCCUGCGCAUCGUGGCCUUUAUCAUGCUUCCCUUACUCUUGCUCUCCUGCCUUUUUGUCAGACCCUCGCAGCCCAUGCCCAGUCCCAAAGUCCAGUCCGAGAAACCAAAGACGGACCUCUCCAUUGCCAAAAACCCAGCAUUCAUCAUCCUUUGCACGGGCUUGGCUGUCAUCUACCUCGGAAUCUUCAGCCCAUUCUUUUAUGUUUCUUCGUGGGCCAGCUCCCUUGGCAUGUCGACAAGUCUAUCUUUCUACAUGAUCUCCUUCCUCAACGCCGCCUCGCUGUUCGGACGCAUUCUGCCUGGCUUUCUGGCAGACCGCUACGGCCAUUUCAACCUCUGCGCCGGAGCGGCCCUGCUAUCUGGAAUCAUUGCAUUCUGCUGGACUACCACCAGGAGCGAGGCCGGUGUCGUUGUUUGGUCCAUUUCAUACGGUUUCACAUCCGGGGCCAUCCUGAGCCUUCAGACAGCUUGCGUGGCGAAGAUUGCAACCCGAGAGACCCAAGGAACCGCCGUGGGUCUCCUCAUGGGAUCUGUUGCCUUGACAGCUCUGUUCGGUACCCCAAUCUCCGGACAACUUGUUGGUCAAUACGGAUACCUCGCCCUGUCCAUGUUCUCAGGCGCGACUUUGGUUGUGGGCUCACUCCUCAUCACAUGGGCGAGGCUAAGACUUGACGGGAAAUGGGUUGCCGCCGUGUAA
Messenger RNA from Diplodia corticola, 1236 nucleotides. RefSeq names its product mfs monocarboxylate transporter. The record is from RefSeq and is a predicted model, not a curated record. Gene Ontology annotation, biological process: transmembrane transport. Gene Ontology annotation, molecular function: transmembrane transporter activity. The transcript is spliced from 5 exons. Lineage: Eukaryota; Fungi; Ascomycota; Dothideomycetes; Botryosphaeriales; Botryosphaeriaceae. Gene Ontology annotation, cellular component: fungal-type vacuole membrane. Bases 1 to 1236 code for a protein of 411 amino acids.